Cheilinus undulatus (humphead wrasse) is the source of this 3910-nucleotide messenger RNA. RefSeq names its product hormonally up-regulated Neu-associated kinase (gene hunk). Gene Ontology annotation, cellular component: cytoplasm. The transcript is spliced from 9 exons. NCBI's taxonomy places the organism in Eukaryota, Metazoa, Chordata, Actinopteri, Labriformes, Labridae. Gene Ontology annotation, biological process: intracellular signal transduction; protein phosphorylation. Gene Ontology annotation, molecular function: protein serine/threonine kinase activity; ATP binding. The coding region runs from base 366 to 2432 and encodes 688 amino acids. The record is from RefSeq and is a predicted model, not a curated record.
GCCUACCUCUGACUGAGCCACAGUGAUUUUGUAUUUAGACAUUUUUAAGACAGGUUGCGUCAGGUAAAACUUCCCAUGAUUGAGCGUGCUGUUUUUUUCUGUCUCAUUUAAGUCUAAGCUGAUACACUCAGUAAGACUUGUCUCGGGAACCUGCUGAGUGCGCUCCCUGGAUGCUUUGGGUGAACAGGUGGCGCGAGCUCCGGUUUCCUUAAUUUGCUAUUAAGGGCGAGACGCAAGCAGAGCGGAGUUAACGCACUUUACCGGACCUUAAGCAUUUAAUACCUGGCUCUAAGCUGGGCAAGGGACGAAUUGCCUAGGUCCCCCUCCCUUGUUUAUAAGGAGGGACGUUUGACAAGGGAGCUGUGAUGCCAGUUGCAGACAGCGACAUGGUAGUGGACAACAGCCACGCGCUAUACGAGGGGAAAACCCCGAAUAACAACAUCGGGAAUGACAACAUAACUUCAGCUUCACUGAGCAGCCCUGCCGCGGACAUCCUCAAGAACUUUUACCACACAAAACGGGUCGGGAACUAUCUGAUCGGGCGGAAGCUUGGAGAAGGAUCGUUCGCCAAAGUUCGAGAGGGUCUCCACGCCAUGACAGGGGAGAAGGUGGCAGUGAAGGUGAUCGACAAGCGAAAGGCCAAGAAGGACUCAUAUGUGACCAAGAACCUACGGAGGGAAGGCCACAUCCAGCAGAUGAUCCGCCAUCCCAACAUCACACAACUUCUGGACAUCCUGGAGACGGAGAACAGCUACUACCUGGUGAUGGAGCUGUGUCCCGGCGGGAACCUCAUGAACCGAAUCUAUGACAAGAAACGCCUGGAUGAGAGGGAGACUCAGAAAUACAUCCGGCAGUUGGUGCUGGCUGUUGAGCAUCUGCACCGGGCUGGCGUUGUGCACAGGGAUCUGAAGAUAGAAAACCUCCUGUUGGAUGAGCAAGACAACAUUAAGCUCAUAGAUUUUGGCCUCAGUAACUGUGCCGGCAUCUUGGGAUACUCAGAUCCAUUCAGCACCCAAUGUGGAAGUCCUGCCUAUGCCGCUCCAGAGCUCCUCUCGAGGAAGAAGUACGGGCCGAAGGUGGACGUCUGGUCCAUUGGUGUGAACAUGUACGCGAUGUUGACUGGGACUCUCCCGUUCACCGUGGAGCCCUUCAGUCUCCGAGCCCUGCACCAGAAAAUGGUAGACAAAGAGAUGAACCCUCUACCUCCCUCCCUUUCCACAGCUGCCAUCUGUCUACUGAAGAAGCUUCUAGAGCCAGAUCCAAACAAGCGUCCCAAUAUCCACCAGGUUAUGGCCGACUCUUGGCUGCAGCUUGCCAACAAGAACACGGGAGCACCGUACCUCAACAGGAUCCACAUUGAGGAAAUAAACCACACUGUGUUGCUGCAUAUGACGGAAAAGAUGGGCUACAAGCACAGCGAGGUGCUGAGUGCCGUUCUCACCAACCGUGCCUGCCAUACUCUGGCUGUCUACUUCCUCCUCAACAAGAAAAUGAAGAGACUCUCCAAAGAGUACAGGGAGAUGCAGUUCCAGGAGAAGAAGAAAGGUGAAAAGCAGAAGAAUGAAUACUUCCAGACGCAGUGGAGGAAACAUGUGGACAAGCUCACCAUUCCCCCCAAACAGACGCCCGUCUACUUGGCAGUCAGCAAGGGGCCGAGCAAGGAGAAGAAGCACCGAACAGGUCUGUUAAGAGCUAUUACUGGAGGCCAUCGUAAUUCACCUCUUGCACCACCUGGUACCGUUGCUUCCUCCUCGAUGGAAUACCUGGAGAUUCAUCCCCUCUUUCCCAACACCCCCCAGCAGCGAAGGCGCUUGGCCACUCUCCCACAAGUCAACACAAGCCCAGAGCACAACAUUCCUGCUCCACCGGCACCAUCACCGAUUGGCAUGCAUUCCUUCGGCUCCCUAUCCAAGGCCGAGCAAAUUGAAGACACUCCUGCUUCCCCAUGGUACAAGCUAACUAACGGUACUCUUUCCCCGCCCCGUCACGUCUCUGCCUUCCAGCCUGACUCCUCUUACCUAAAGAAGGCUACGAUACCCAGUCCUCCUGUCCUCAUUGUCAACCCUCAGCCCAAGAAAAGCAUCUCCUCGGACUGGUGCGGUUCUUCUGACACAAGCGGUAGCCCCCCCAGCACUGUUGGUAGCCCCCCAGGGAGCUCAGCUUUCAGCCCUCCAAAGUCUGCCUUUAGUCCCCUAAACCCCACCUCAGCUUUUAGUCCUCCUUCAAACAACAGCAGCAGCAGUGAUCCUGAAAGCCCAACACAUCGUAGCAAGUUCCCAUCAAUGGGAAUCGGACAGAUCUUAAAGAAGAAGGUCCAACUGCAGCCGUUCAGCUUCCGGCCAGAACAGGUAGUUGAAGAGGUGGUGUCGCCGCCUCCUUACCCCAUGCAGACUCUCCUCUGUGCUUCAGGUGCACUCAAGACCCUCUGCUGAGGGAUACAGAACAAAAGAAAAUGAAAGAAAGACUCAAGGAUCUUUUCAACAAUGUUGGAGAGGUCUUCCAGAGUGGCCUUUAGAACUGUGAACUGUCCCUUUAUUGCAACUGAGCCACUUUUCACGAUGGACUUGAGCAUUUAGGAGGAAAAAGAAGUCAAACAAAAAGAGGUUGUAGAAUAAAAUAUCUCGUGUUACCGCACUCAUUGUGUAAUAAGAGGUGAUGACAAUGAGACAAAGAGAUUUGAAACAGAUCCCAGAGCGAUUACUUACCCUCACUGUGUCCUAGAUACAGAGUGGACAUGGGACAUCAUGUAACAUGGGCCUUGCCAACAAUGUGUAAAAACUCACACGCACACACAAAACACUGUAUAAUAGAAACUCUUAUGUAAUAUUGCUGUAACUGGUUACUAAUUGAGCCGCAGACUGAUUCACACCAGCUAACAGACCCAAACCCUGACCCUGACUACAUGUUUAAAUGUUUUUGUCUCUGUAGAAAACUUGUAAGAAACUCACUGACUUCCAGCCAGCCGGCACUGUAUCCUCAAUGCUGACUGGACGAAGAAGCGCACUGCACUAUUCUGAAAAACCAAAACCUAUAGUAAAUCAGUGUUUACCAUCUUUUACCUCACUGCAUUAUUCAUACUUUCAUGUAGAACAGCAAUCCAUUGCGAUAUGCUUGUGUGGAUUUUGCCACAGUGUAGCAAAGUGUGAGUGUUAGAAAUCAACACACUGACUUAGACGUAGGUACCAAGAAUUGAGUCAUACUCUCACUUUUAUAGAGUUCUCAUAAAACACCACUCAAUACUGGAGGAAAUUCACAGCUAUAACUUUUAUACACAAGUGUUACAUCACUUAUGACCCACGGGGAAAAUGUAAAAGUCUUUCUUAGGGAGGAUAUGCCUGUUUAUUGUCAGUUUUGAAAAAAAAAGAAAAAAAUGAAGAUUAAAAAUAAAGCAUCGAAAGCCUUAUGAAACUGAUCAACCUCGCCAAUCGCUGAGGGCAAGAAGGUGCAAGAAGUGCUACCAGGAUCAUGCAACACCUAUGAAUAUAAUUCACUUCCUUUUGUCUUAAUGCUGUAGUUUGUGCAAUAGUCUUAAAUGUUAACUGCAAUGACGAGUUUUUGCCAAGAGCUCUCAGAGAGUGAUGUGAAAAUUGUGCUUGUAAAUAACAAUACGACUCCUGUGUUACUGUCAUGUAUGCCGUCCUGUACAAAGGCAUUCUCAAAUGUUUGUCCUACGGAUAUUUUACAUGUUUAAUGGCAUCAUUAAACUAUCUGACUACAGGCACCAACAGGUACAGGCUUCUCACUGUUAAGAAACCAUUCAAUCUUUUCCUGUCCAAAUGAAAAAGUUGCAUGCAAUGUUUCACGAGUCUAAAUUGUACUGUGAAUAUUUGAAAUUUUACGUCUUUGUACCUUUUUCUGGUUGAUACUGAGAUUGAUACAGACUCGGGGGGGUCUUUUGUAAGAUUUUGUA